Molecule: messenger RNA, 1407 nt
Organism: Microthlaspi erraticum
Lineage: Eukaryota; Viridiplantae; Streptophyta; Magnoliopsida; Brassicales; Brassicaceae
Source: the annotation of a GenBank genome assembly
AUGGAGAGGUCUCUUGGACUUAUGUUGCUGCUAAUCGGAACUUUGGCCAUCAUUCAUAUUGUUGAAGCUCAGAGUCCGAGCCAACAAGGGUUCAUCAGUUUGGAUUGCGGGCUCCCCGCGAAUGAGCCGUCUCCUUACAGUGAAGCUACAACUGAAAUACAGUUCUCUACGGACGCAACAUACAUCAAGAGUGGAAAAAUUGAAGGAACACGCAACUGCUACAAUGUACCCGUGGAGAAGGGAAGAAACCAUCUGAUCAGGGGUUGGUUUUUCUAUGGAAACUAUGAUGGCCUUGACGUGAGACCCAAGUUUGAUCUGUAUCUUGGACCUAAUCCAUGGGCCACGAUAGAUUUGGAAAAACGAGUGAAUGGUACAACCAAAGAGAUCUUUCACAUCCCAACAUCAAACUCGCUGCAGAUUUGUCUUGUCAAGACUGGUGUAACUACACCUUUGAUCUCAGCCUUGGAGAUAAGGCCCUUGGGAAAUAAUUCUUACAUCACCAAGUCUGGUUCUCUCAGUCUUAUGUUUCGUUUAUAUCUUACCCAAUCAACGAGAUACAUCAGGUACAAGAAUGAUAUAUAUGAUCGGCAAUGGCUUGCGUACUUUCAGGAUGAGUGGACACAAGUAUCCACCACUAGCAUUGUGGCAAAUAACAACAGCUAUGAUCCACCAAAAGCCGCACUUGCAACUGCAGCCAUACCUACUAAUGCCAGUGAGCCAUUGACGCUUGAAUGGAGUAAUCCAGAAAAGCCUGAUGACCAGUAUUACAUGUAUAGACACUUUGCUGAGAUCCAAGACUUGCGGAGUACUGAUACCAGAGAAUUCAACAUGGUGUGGAAUGGAGAAGUCAUAUCAGCCGAGCCUAUAAUUCCUAACAAGUUAAGGGUAAGUACUAGCUUCAGCGUCUCUCCAAGGAAUUGCCCUGGUGGGGAAUGUAUGUUUCAGCUGAUAAGAACCAGCAGAUCAACACUUCCACCUCUACUUAACGCUUUUGAAAUCUUUACGGUUAUCCAAUUUCCGCAGUCUGAAACAAAUGAAACCGAAGUGGCUGCUAUGAGAAACAUUGAAAGCACAUAUGGAUUGAGUAGAAUCAAUUGGCAAGGCGAUCCAUGCUUCCCUCAACAGCUCAGAUGGGAUGCUUUAAACUGCAGCAACACUGAUAUCACCACACCACCAAGAAUCACUUCUUUAAACAUGUCUUCAAGUGGUUUAACUGGAAGCAUAGCAGCUGCCAUUCAAAAUCUUACGCUACUAGAAAAACUGGACUUGUCGAGUAAUAACUUGACCGGAGAGGUGCCGGAGUUUCUAGGCAACAUGCAAUCACUCUUUUUCAUAAACUUAAGCGGGAACGAUCUUAAUGGUACAAUUCCUCAAUCUCUACAGAGGAAAGGACUCGAGCUACUGUAA